Messenger RNA from Juglans regia (Persian walnut), 2597 nucleotides. RefSeq names its product glutamine-dependent NAD(+) synthetase. Lineage: Eukaryota; Viridiplantae; Streptophyta; Magnoliopsida; Fagales; Juglandaceae. Gene Ontology annotation, cellular component: cytoplasm. The record is from RefSeq and is a predicted model, not a curated record. Gene Ontology annotation, molecular function: ATP binding; glutaminase activity; NAD+ synthase (glutamine-hydrolyzing) activity. The transcript has 14 exons. Bases 181 to 2379 code for a protein of 732 amino acids. Gene Ontology annotation, biological process: NAD+ biosynthetic process.
UUUACCCGUAAAAGGGUCCAGGAAUCUAACCCGUCGGGCACUCUGCUUCCCAAGUACUACCCAAGUCGUUGUUCAAAGGCUAUAAAACUUCGAGCAGAAACCAAUUCCACAUUGCACGAUUUCUUCACAAACAUCGGCAAGUUGUUUGGUUUUGAGUUCAGAGAAGAAGGCAAAUUCGAGAUGAGGCUGUUGAAGGUGGCCACAUGUAAUCUGAACCAGUGGGCUAUGGAUUUUGAUUCCAACUUGAAGCACAUCAAAGAGUCCAUAGUAAUGGCUAAGGAAGCCGGGGCAGUGAUUCGGCUAGGCCCCGAGCUCGAGGUCACCGGUUAUAGCUGCGAGGACCAUUUUUUGGAGCUGGAUACCGUUACUCAUGCAUGGGAGUGUUUGAAAGACAUAUUACUUGGUGAUUGGACUGAUGGCAUCCUUUGCAGCAUUGGUAUGCCCAUUAUAAAAGGGUCCGAGCGUUACAAUUGUCAAGUUCUGUGUUUUAACAGAAAAAUUGUUAUGAUACGCCCGAAGAUGUGGCUUGCAAAUGAUGGAAAUUACAGGGAGCUUCGAUGGUUCACAGCAUGGAAGCAAAGAGACCAACUUGUGGACUUUCAGCUCCCAAUUGAAAUUUCUGAGCAUAUAUCACAGCAAACAGUACCUUUUGGCUAUGGAUUCAUUCAGUUUUUGGACACAGCUGUUGCGGCUGAAAUUUGUGAAGAGCUUUUUACUCCUCUUCCUCCUCAUGCUGAACUUGCAUUGAAUGGAGUUGAGGUGUUCAUGAAUGCAAGUGGAAGUCACCACCAACUAAGAAAGCUUGAUAUUCGACUCAGUGCUAUUAAAGGUGCUACUCAUACUCGCGGAGGGGUUUACAUGUACAGCAAUCAGCAGGGAUGUGAUGGUGCCCGCCUUUACUAUGAUGGAUGUUCUUGCAUUGCUGUAAAUGGAGAUGUGGUGGCUCAAGGCUCACAAUUUUCUUUGAAGGAUAUUGAGAUUGCGGUUGCUCAAGUAGAUCUAGAUGCGGUUGCUAGUCUUAGAGGAUCUAUUAGUAGUUUUCAAGAGCAAGCAAGCUGCAAAACCAAAGUUCCUUCAGUGGCAGUACCAUACAAGCUUUCUCAACCUUUUAACCUAAAGAUGUGUCCUUCCAGUCCACUUGAGAUCAAGUAUCACUGUCCUGAGGAAGAAAUAGCCUUUGGACCCAGUUGCUGGUUAUGGGAUUAUUUAAGAAGGAGUGGAGCUUCUGGUUUUUUGCUUCCUCUUUCUGGUGGAGCAGAUAGCUCCUCUGUGGCUGCUAUAGUUGGCUGCAUGUGCCAGCUGGUUGUCAAAGAAAUUGCAAAUGGAGAUGAGCAAGUCAAAGCUGAUGCAAUACGAAUUGGAAAUUACACUGAUGGACAGUUUCCUACCGACAGCAGAGAAUUUGCUAAACGCAUAUUUUACACAGUAUUUAUGGGAUCUGAGAACAGUUCUGAAGCCACAAAAUCACGUGCAAAGGUACUAGCAGAUGAGAUUGGCUCGUGGCAUCUUGAUGUUUCCAUAGAUGGGGUUAUUUCUUCUCUUCUAUCUUUGUUUCAAACACUUACAGGAAAGCGACUGCGCUAUAAGGUAGAUGGUGGAUCUAACAUCGAGAACUUAGGUUUGCAGAACAUUCAAGCUCGAAUCAGAAUGGUGCUAGCUUUUAUGUUAGCAUCACUCUUGCCUUGGGUGCAUAACAAACCUGGAUUUUAUCUUGUUUUGGGUAGCUCCAAUGUGGAUGAAGGAUUGCGUGGUUAUCUAACAAAGUAUGAUUGCAGCGCAGCCGAUAUUAAUCCAAUCGGAAGUAUUAGUAAGCAGGAUCUCCGGGCAUUUCUGCGAUGGGCUGCCACCCAUCUUGGUUACUCAUCCUUGGCAGAUAUUGAAUCAGCUCCACCAACUGCCGAACUGGAGCCUAUACGUUCUGACUACAGUCAGCUGGAUGAAGUGGACAUGGGAAUGACAUAUGAGGAACUCUCAGUCUAUGGAAGGUUGCGGAAAAUCUUCCGAUGUGGUCCAGUAUCUAUGUUCAAGAAUCUCUGCUACAGAUGGGGUGCAAGACUAACUCCAUCGGAGGUGGCUGAUAAAGUAAAACACUUCUUCAAGUAUUAUUCCAUCAAUCGACAUAAAAUGACUGUAUUGACACCUUCCUAUCAUGCUGAGAGUUAUUCACCAGAGGAUAAUAGGUUUGAUCUUCGCCAAUUCCUGUACAAUACAAGAUGGCCAUAUCAAUUCCGGAAGAUUGAUGAACUUGUGCGAGAAUUAGAUGGUGACCAAGUUUCCAUCAGAGAAUCAAGUGACCAUGAAAAGUUGGGACCUAUGUCACAUGGUGGAGGUCUGGGAGUUAUUGCAGCAGGCUCAGGCAACCCAAAUGUUGGUCUUUAAUUGACAUAAAUACAACCUUACAUGUGAACCUAAUUGGUGAAAAUUAGAUAUGUUCAAUUUAUUUCUCAUCAAGCUGGGUUAUGUAAUUACAUUGUGACCUCUCAAAUCCAUAUAUCAUGGAUGAUUGUUACCCCUUACACUCUUUAUCAGUAUUGCCUAAUGUAUGUAUAGGCUACUCUGCAUUCUUUCAAUAAUUCAAAUAAAAAACAUUCAAGCCA